Messenger RNA from Phyllotreta striolata, 7548 nucleotides. NCBI's taxonomy places the organism in Eukaryota, Metazoa, Arthropoda, Insecta, Coleoptera, Chrysomelidae. The record is from the annotation of a GenBank genome assembly.
CGGGAAGGUCGGGUUCUCUUCGACAUUUUAAUUUUCGUUCGCAUUUUCCGUAUCGGCCGAGUGGAAAUUCGUAGAGAUGUUGAUGUCGGAUAGGCCAGCUAAUUGAUCGGUAUUACACGAAUAACACGAAAAUGUGGGCACCCGGUGUUUACGCCACUGUCACGGUGCUUGUUGUUACUGGACAAGUUUUCUCAACCGCACAUCGUACUGGACGUGAUCCACCAGAAAUCAAAGUCAAACCCAGAAAUUUGCAAGUGCGAGCCGGCGGCAUAGCUGCCUUUUACUGUGCGGCACAGGGCGAUCCUACGCCCGUUAUACAAUGGAAGAAGAACGGCAAAAAAGUUUCAAGUUCCCAAACUCGUUACCAAGUGAAAGAGUUCCCCGACGGCGCGUCCCUGUUGAGGAUAGAGCCGGUGAAAGCGGGUAGAGACGAUGCGAAUUACGAAUGCGUCGCCGAGAACGGCGUCGGCGACGCCGUCAGCUCCGAGGCGACGCUCGUCGUAUUCGAAGCUGACAAACUUCCACCUGGCUUUCCGCAAAUCACCCAAUCGCCGACGAUGAACAAAGUCGUGGAAAUCGGCCACAAUACCGUCCUAAAAUGCGAGGCGACCGGUAAUCCACCGCCGAAAAUAACCUGGCUGAAAAAUAUGCUACCAAUCAAUAUCAGCAGCGGUCGGAUGAGGUAUUCCAUGAGGGACGACAUGCCAGGAGCACUUCAAAUCCUCUCGAGCGAAGAAAAGGAUCACGGCAAGUAUGAAUGCGUCGCCGAAAAUUCGAUUGGAACGGAUUAUUCCAAACAUUCCCUGCUCUACGUUAAAGUGCGGCGGGUCCCGCCUCAAUUUUCCAUACCGCCGCCCAACAUGAGCGAGGUGAAAUUAGGCGAUGAUUUAAACUUGACGUGCGUCGCCGUGGGUUCCCCGAUGCCUUUCGUCAAGUGGCGCAAGGGCCUCACGCAGGAAUUAACGCCCGAAGAUAAAUUACCCGUUGGAAAGAACACGCUGGAGCUCACCAACAUCCAGGAAUCGGCCAACUACACCUGCAUAGCCGCCAGUGCUCUGGGCGUCAUCGAGGCCUUGGCCCAAGUCAGGGUACAAUCAUUGCCGGGGCCCCCGAAGAACGUAAAAGUAUCAGAAAUAACGGCUACGUCUGUCAGAUUGACUUGGUCGUACAAUGGCCCCGAAGACAUACAGUAUUAUGUCAUACAAUUCAAGCCGAAGUACGCCAAUCAGGCUUACAGCGAAAUCAGCGGCAUCAUCACCAUGUACUAUUCGGUGACGAGUUUGAGCCCCUAUACCGAGUACGAAAUGUACGUGAUCGCUGUGAACAACAUAGGAAGGGGACCGACCAGUGCACCGGCCGUAGUCACUACAGGAGAAACAGAACCUGGGACGGCUCCUAGAAAUGUUCAAGUGCGACCAUUGAGCUCCAGUACAAUGGUAAUACAAUGGGAUGAGCCGGAGACACCUAACGGGCAAGUUACCGGUUAUAAAGUGUAUUACACAACAAACGCCCAGCAACCGAUGGCUCAAUGGGAAUCCCAAGUAGUCGAUAACAAUCAAUUGACAACAAUCAGUGAGUUGACACCUCACACUAUUUACACGAUACGAGUUCAGGCGUAUACUUCCGUGGGUCCUGGACCUCUGAGCGCCCCGGUUCACGUUAAAACUCAACAGGGUGUUCCGAGCCAACCGAGCAACCUUCGCACAUCAGAUAUAGGCGAAACUUCCGUGACCCUUCAAUGGACGAAGCCGAGUCAUUCCGGCGAAAAUAUAGUUAGUUAUGAGUUGUAUUGGAACGAUACAUACGCUAAAGAAAAGCACCACAGGCGCAUACCCAUAUCGGAGACUUACACCCUAACGGGUCUCUAUCCGAACACGUUGUAUUACGUGUGGCUGGCGGCCAGAUCGCAAAGGGGCGAAGGGGCCACCACUCCUCCGAUACCAGUUAGAACGAAGCAAUAUGUGCCCGGUGAUCCGCAAGAUGUUAAAGUUACUCCUAUUAACUCGACAACAAUUAAAGUUAAUUGGAAACCGCCACAAACAAGGGACAGGAACGGUAUUAUAUUAGGAUAUCACGUACACGUGCAAGAAACUAAAGAAGAGGGAAAGAGUUUCUUCAACGAACCGAUGAAAUUCGACGUAUUCGGCGACUCUCUUCUCGAACUCAACGUGACUGGCUUGCAACCGGACACCAUGUACUCCAUUCAAGUGGCGGCCCUUACCAGGAAAGGAGACGGCGACAGAAGCGCUCCAGUAAAUGUUAGAACACCCGGAGGUGUUCCUAAUCGACCAGCUUUGAACCUGAAAAUAAUUGAGCGUGAACCCACAAUUACGAUCGAAUUAGAGUGGUCUAGACCGUCUCAAACUUACGGAGAAUUGAAAGGUUAUCGAUUGAGAUACGGGGUUAAAGAACAACUAUUAAAAGAUGUUCCUCUUAAAGGAACGCACACUAGUUACCGAAUUAACGAUCUAGAUCGUGGUGUUGAUUACGAGUUCAGAGUGGCUGGACAAAAUCACAUAGGAAUAGGACAAGAGGCUAUAAAAUACUUGAAAACGCCCGAAGGUCGCCCCACAGGUCCACCUACCAAUAUAACUUACCACUUCCAAACGCCUGACGUUGUUUGUAUAUCCUGGAACCCACCGAGCAGAGAGCAUCGCAACGGACAGAUAAUAAAAUACGACAUAGAAUUCCAGAAAAAAUCCGAUCAAAAUAACAAGAUAAUGCGAAACGUUUCGAAUACGAAAGCAGUAUUCACCAACUUAGAAGAGAACACCGAGUAUGUGUUUCACGUUAAAGCCCACACGACUCCGGGCGCCGGCCCGAACAGUGAAAAGUACACAAUACAAACCGAAAGAGACAUCGGCAGGGCUCCUAUGUCAGUCAAAGCCGUAGCUACGUCCGAUUCCAGCGUGGAAGUUUGGUGGGAACCGGUUCCUUCCAGGAACAAAGUAAUAGGCUACAAAAUAUUUUACACGAUGACCGCGGUCGAAGACCUCGAUGAAUGGCAGCAGAAAACCGUGGGACUCACCGAAUCGGCCGAUUUGGUGAACCUCGAGAAAUACGCCCAGUAUGCCAUAGCCGUGGCGGCUAGAAUGAAAAACGGCCUCGGGCGAUUAUCUGAAAAGGAAUUAGUUAAAGUGAAACCGGAAGACGUACCUCUAAAUUUGAGAGCCCACGAAGUGACUACUCAUUCGAUGAACCUCUCGUGGACGCCGCCCAUCAGACUGAAUCCGAUAAAGUACAAAAUAUCCUUUGACGCGAUCAAAGAGUUCGUUGAUUCCCAAGGAAUUACGCAAACGCAGAAUAUACCUAAAGUGGAGAUAAAAUUAGACGCGGCCGUCAGAUCGCACUUGAUCAACGAAUUGUCGCCUUUUACGACUUACAGCGUUAACGUUAGCGCCAUACCGACCGAUAAUUCCUACAGACCUCCUACCAAGAUUACGGUCACCACGCAAAUGGCGGCUCCGCAACCGAUGGUUAAACCGGAUUUCUACGGCGUGGUCAACGGCGAAGAGAUCCACGUUAUCUUACCUCAAGCUUCGGAGGAGUACGGUCCUAUUAGCCAUUAUUACUUAGUAGUAGUACCCGAGAACAAAAUGACAAUCCACAAAAACCCUGACCAAUUUUUAACCGAAGAAUUAAGGGAAAACGUCGAUAAGAUUCCGGACAAUUCUGAUCUUCCAUACAUAGCAGCUAAAUUUCCUCAAAGGAAUAUACCCUAUACAUACCAUUUAGGCACAGGAGAAAGUAACGACGGUUACGUUAAUUACAAACUAGAACACGGUAAACGCUACAGGAUAUUCGUGAGAGCGGUGGUGGAUACGCCUCAAAAACACCUAUACACCAGCAGCCCGUUUUCGCAAUUUCUCUCGUUAGAUAUGAGAGAAGUGCCACCCGGUGAUCCCCCAAGGCGGCCGAAUCCCAACACCGACAUCAUCAACGACGUUAAAGUCAGCUCUCAAGAAACCGAAGCGGACGUAUUCAAGAUAAUCGGUCCCAUUAUAGCGGCUCUAGUAGUUUCCGUUGUCCUCGUUAUCAUCUUCAUCAUGCGAAAGCGAAGACAACCGUGCAAAACGCCCGAUCAAACAGCCGUGACGAGGCCGCUGAUCCAACCCGAUCUCAACGCCAGCAUCGCGCCCAGCGAUCCCGUUGAAAUGCGACGACUGAACUUCCAAACGCCCGCGAUGAUAUCCCAUCCUCCUAUACACAUUACUGAGCUGUCUAAUCACAUUGAAAGACUGAAAGCUAAUGAUAAUAUUAAAUUCGCUCAGGAAUACGAGAGUAUAGAGCCGGGACAAACCUUCACCUGGGAUCAUUCCAACAUGGAGGUGAACAAAUCGAAGAACCGCUACGCCAACGUCAUCGCCUACGACCACAGCAGGGUGAUACUGCCGUUGGAAAACGGGGUGUUGGGUACGGAUUACAUAAACGCGAAUUACUGCGACGGGUACAGGAAGCACAACGCCUACGUGGCCACGCAGGGCCCGCUGCCCGAGACGUUCGCCGACUUCUGGCGCAUGUGCUGGGAGCUCAGAUCCGCCGUUUUGGUCAUGAUGACCAAGCUCGAGGAGCGCACGCGGAUCAAAUGCGACCAGUACUGGCCCACGCGCGGCACCGAAACCUACGGCAGCAUGCACGUCACCACCACCGAGGUCCAGGAACUGGCUACCUACUCCAUUAGGUCUUUCCACAUACAGAAGGACGGCCAUCCGGAUCGAAGGGAGAUUAAACAGUUACAGUUCACCGCCUGGCCGGAUCACGGGGUGCCCGAUCAUCCGGCGCCGUUCCUGCAGUUUCUGAGACGAGUGCGCAGCUUGAAUCCGCCCGAAGCCGGACCUAUUAUCGUCCAUUGUUCAGCAGGAGUUGGUCGAACAGGUUGUUUCAUUGUGAUCGAUUCGAUGUUGGAGCGUCUACGCCACGAGAAAACCGUGGACAUCUACGGACACGUUACCUGCCUUCGAGCGCAGCGUAAUUACAUGGUGCAAACCGAAGAUCAAUACAUAUUCAUACACGAUUCGCUGUUCGAGGCGUACGUUUGCGGUCUGACGGAGGUGCCGGCCAGGAAUUUGCACUCGCAUAUCCAAAAACUGAUGCAACUGGAGCCGGGCGAGAACAUAUCGGGAAUGGAACACGAAUUCAAGAAAUUGAGCAACAUUAAGACUGACUCCACGCGCUUCGCGACCGCUAACUUGCCUUGCAACAAGCACAAAAACCGUUUGGUACAUAUCUUGCCGUUCGAGAGCACCCGGGUGUGUUUGACGCCUUUGAGGAACGUCGAGGGCUCGGAUUAUAUCAACGCUAGCUUCAUCGAUGGGUAUAGAUAUAGGAAGGCUUACAUUGCCACGCAAGGGCCCAUGGCCGAUACGACUGAUGAUUUGUGGAGGAUGCUGUGGGAGCACAAUUCCACUAUUAUCGUUAUGCUGACGAAGCUUAAAGAAAUGGGAAGGGAGAAAUGCCACCAGUAUUGGCCCAGCGAACGUUCGGUUCGUUAUCAAUGUUUCGUGGUUGAUCCGAUCGCAGAAUACAACAUGCCGCAGUACAUACUCAGAGAAUUCAAGGUGACCGACGCUAGAGACGGAUCGUCGCGGACGAUAAGGCAAUUCCAGUUCACCGAUUGGCCGGAACAAGGGGUUCCCAAAUCCGGCGACGGUUUCAUCGAUUUUAUCGGGCAGGUGCACAAAACCAAGGAGCAAUUCGGCCAAGACGGUCCUAUUACUGUACAUUGCAGCGCUGGUGUUGGCAGAACUGGAGUGUUUAUAACUCUGAGUAUCGUCCUUGAAAGAAUGCAAUACGAAGGCGUUGUAGAUGUUUUCCAGACGGCUAGAAUAUUGAGAACACAACGACCGGCUAUGGUACAAACGGAGGAUCAGUACCAGUUUUGCUAUCGCGCUGCAUUGGAGUACUUAGGAUCGUUUGAUCACUACACAAAUUAAUCAAUACUCAUUAAAUCGUGCGUAUGCAUAUUGCAUACUCUUACUGCCAAAUUGAUGAUGCGACACGGAACGAAACAUUUAGAGCUGUAUUUAAAGAAGCUGAUUAGCGGAUACAGAACGUAGAAUUAGCGUGCAAAUGUGUGUAAAAUAUGUGCCUAAUGUAUAUGUGGAAAAAGAAAUGUCAGAAUUUAUAUUUAUUUUGAUCACGAGAUGUUUAGCGCGUUCAUUGUAAUAAAAAUGUUGCUCGCAUGGAACUUUUCGUUUAUACAGGGUGUCUCAAAGUUGACGCACAUCUUUUCGGUUUAUGAAUAAAGAGAACAAAAUAAGCGUAAACGAAAGUAUAAAAAUUUUGCGUUUUCUCUUUGGUUUCUGAGUUAUUGAUAAAAACAAGCAUCUCAAAUUCAAUCUGGAAAUGUUAUUAAAAUGAAGUAAGCUUAAAUCGAAUGACUGACGUAGGUUACUAUGAUGAUUUUGAAAAUUUAUAAUUAGUUCUGUCAUUAUUAGUGCCUAUAGGUAUAAUGUCAUACGGUCAAUAUCCUCACUCAAUACCUUCACUUUGAACAUAUCAAUGAAUUCUCGAUUCGAUAUUAACGUUCCUUUUUUCAUUUUUAAUAACGUUUUCCGAUUGAAUAUUAGAUUUUUGUUUUUAUCAAUAACUCCGAAACCAAAGCCCAAACGCAAAAUUUGUAUUCUUUCGUUUACGCUUAUUUUGAUCUCCUUUUUCAUAAACCGAAAGAACGGGCAUCAAUUCUGAGACACUCUGUAUACUACAUGUGAUUAGGUACAAUUGAUGCAAUUCUUUCAUAUCGAAAAGGAUUGGAUUGUUCUAGAGGGUGCGGCAGAUUGAGUGAACGAACUUAAUUUAAAACGUUCCUCGUUAGGAUAUAAAAUAAUUGCUUAAUAGAAUUUAGAGAAGUGUGAUGCUUUAAUACUAAGGAUUAAAUAGUAAGUAAUAAAAUAUAAGCGUGUGCAAUGUGCUUCCCUUCCGUAGCAAAUACCAUUCGCACUUGUUUGACGCAAAGAGAAAUUUCCUCGUUUCGUUUCGAAUUGGAUACGGAUUUUAUCAAAGUUGCAUAAGACUGACUCGUUUAGAAACAAAUAACUCGUAGAAAUUUAAUCAUGUUAGAAGAUAUGUAAAUCAAACCACCGAAUUAUUAUACCAGAUGUAUUUGUAAAAAUAUAUUCGAAUCGUUUCGUGAAAAUAUACUGUAAGAAGUUGAUUGUGGUUUUAGGAAAAUGAUGUCUAUCUCAAUCUGCCUUACGCUCUGCUGCAAAUAGUGGAAAUUUCCGGCAUCUAUUAUUUAUUUCAUCGAUUUUCUGUCAUUUCUUCUUAUAAAAUCGUCGAUUCUCGACAGGUUUUUGAUAUAUUGUCUUUUCUUAAACAUGUUAUAUGUUUGUCACGUUAGAUUAAUUGAUAGUGAAGAGAUUGAAGCAUGUAUAUAUUAAUAGGGCAUCUACAUUAUUAUACAUUUAAAUACGUAAUUUUUACUUCCGUUGGGUGGUUUUAUAUUUCAAAAUUUAAUGUUUGUAUGCAGUGUGUUUUUAAUAACAUGCCAAUACUGAAGGGGGUGAUUCUUGGGCUGAUUUUAAGAAAAAAAAUCAUAUAAACCUAUGU